AUGCGGCGAAAUGCGGCGCUGGGUAACACAGUCUCGCUCGGGGACGCGGCGAGAGAGAAUGGCGGAGUAGGCAGCAGCAUCAGUGCUGCAUGUGAGGGUGGCAGCGGCGCAGUGCUGGUUACCAGAUGCAUCAUGGGGGACGGCAACCGAGUUUUGGCGAGUGAGAAUGGCGGGUUUGCCAGCAGCAACGCUGCUGCUGGGGACGAGGGCGGCGGCGGCACAGCGCGGGUGGCUAGCAGCGGCAUGGGAGACAGCAACAUUGUUUCUGCACACCUCACACAGAGCUGCACUGCUCCUUGCGAGGGCGGCAGCGGCAAAGUGCUGGAUACCAGCGGCAAGGGAAACGGCGGCAGCGGCACAGUGCAGGUGGCUAGCAGCAGCAUGAGAGACGGCGACCGAGCUUCUCCGCACCUUUCGGAAAAAACAAAGGAGUUAAGCGAGGCUGCUCUUAACGAACACGAGCCUCCUGCUGUUCCUGAACCGGUAAUCUCUGGGAAGAGAAUUCGGUUCCUCUUUGCAGAGGAAGGAGCACAGUUGGCUGCCCUGCAACGCUUGCCAUCGCUGGGUAAAAUCGUAUCGCACAUAGCUUCUGCACGCCUCUCACGGAGUUGCACUGCUGCUGUUGGGGACGAGGGCGGCAGCAACGCUGCUGUUGGGGACGAGGGCGGCAGCAGCACAGUGGUGGUUACUAGCGACACGGGAGCAGGCGGCAGCGGCACGGCAGACGGCGGCAGCGGCACAGUGGUGGUGGCUAGCAGCAGCAUGGGGGGCGACGACCGAGCUUCUCCGCACCUCUCGGAAAAAACAGAGGCGUUAGGCGAGGCUGAUCUUAACGAACCCGAGCCUCCUGCGUCUCCUGACCUGGUAUAUUCUGGGAAGAAAAUUCGCUUGCUCUCUGCGGAGGAAGGAGCACGGUUAGCUGCCCAGCGACGCUCGUCAUUGGCAACGCCAGGGUGCAAGGGGGGUGCCAUGCUUGGGGAUGGAAGCUUCAUUGAACCCUUGGACUCCCCGUCACACCCUUUGAGCACCUGUCAGCAGUUUCACCCUUCUGUUUUUCCUCUGGAGCUUCCUUGGAAUCCAUUCUACAGCCACCCGACUCAACUGCCAUGCACCCCAUACGCUUUAUUGAGAAACCCUUUGUUUGCUGGUAGCGCCGCCUUCCCUUUUCAACUGCAAGCAAUGGGAUUGGCCAGAGACGCUUCACCCGCUGCCGUGGGAUUGGCCAGAGACGCUUCAGCAGCAGUGCAGCCGGAGGAAGCUUCCAAGCUGGAAGCUUCCAAAGUUGGGGACAACCUAGGGCCCUUGAAAAGGAGAAUACGCGAGAUAAGGAAGAAGGGCAACAAGAGGGCGAAGCUUAUCGGAGCUUCUGCCUUCACUCCCACUCCUACCGCCCCAAGCACUCCCACCAUUUCACCCACUCCCUCCAAAUCAGUGCAAGCGUGA
Messenger RNA from Closterium sp. Naga37s-1, 1443 nucleotides. Lineage: Eukaryota; Viridiplantae; Streptophyta; Zygnematophyceae; Desmidiales; Closteriaceae. The record is from the annotation of a GenBank genome assembly.